GAUGACACAAUGGAGGGAAGUUACUGACAUUCUAAUGAGUCUAAAAUGGAUAAACCUCUAUCCUGCCCAGCGCUAAGGAACGACUAUAACCUAGAAACGAAACCUUUAUCCAUCCCGGGCCGACCAUGCCUCCGCCCCCCAAGCGGGCCCGGGAGCCCGCCGAGCUGGAGCAGCAGCGGCGCCAGGAGCAGAAGCGGCGCCGGCGGGACGCGCAGCAGCGGCAGCAGCUGCAGCACCUCGAGUCCUUUUAUGAAAAACCUCCCCCAGGACUUAUCAAGGAAGAUGAGACCAAGCCAGAAGACUGCAUACCGGAUGUACCGGGCAAUGAACAUGCCAGAGAAUUUCUGGCUCACGCUCCAACUAAAGGCCUCUGGAUGCCCCUGGGGAAGGAAGUCAAGGUUAUGCAAUGCUGGCGCUGUAAACGGUAUGGACACAGAACAGGUGACAAAGAGUGCCCGUUCUUUAUCAAAGGCAAUCAGAAAUUGGAACAAUUCAGAGUAGCACAUGAAGAUCCCAUGUAUGACAUCAUAAGGGAGAAUAAACGUCAUGAAAAAGAUGUGAGGAUACAACAGUUAAAGAAGCUGCUAGAGGAUUCUACCUCAGAUGAAGAUAGCAGUACUUCCAGCUCCUCAGAAUGUAAAGAAAAGCAUAAGAGAAAGAAGAAAAAGGAGAAACAUAAGAAGAGGAAGAAGGAGAAGAAGAAGAAGAAAAAGAAAAGGAAGCAAAAAUCUAAGUCCAAUGAGAGUUCAGACUCUGACUAAAAAUCCACCUUGUUACUCCAGAAUCUGAGCUGAUGGUCAGAGGUCCUAAAGGAGGAGGAGCGACACAAGGGAUUCACUUGACAGAGAAGAGGGCCCAAGAACUGUGGGGACUUGUCUUGGGGGCCGUUCUGCUCCCACGGCCAAGUGGUGACCUGGAUUGCUGAUCGGCCAUCCUGGGAUUCUCAUCAUCAUCUUCCCUGAGUGCUACACAGGGCGACUUUUUUGUUGUUGUUUUGUUUUGAAGAAAACCAAGCAUUGGCGUAAGAUAUGAAGACAUCCUGGACAGAGAUUCCCACGAGAGCAGAGUUAAUGGGGGCAAGUCUCCUUUUCACAGGUGUGAGUGAGCACUCUCAGGGCCUGAAUAAUAAAACUCAGUUAUGUCAGACUUAGAAGUGAAUGUCCUUGCUGCAGACAAGAAACUUGUUUGAAAUAUAAUGGUGGUACAUGGGGGAAAGAGGCAGCUAUACAAAUAUCUCAUCCCCAAUGUAAUCGUUUUGUUGUGGAAUCUGACCUAUAUACCCAAACCAAAAUAACUGCUUCAUGAAGAUAUUUAGGGAAAAUGUUUUUUCAAUCAGUCCCUCUCCCUCCCAUCCCAACUUACUAAUAUAAGAACAAAAGACAAAAUCCAUUAAAAAUAUGUACUUAAGCAA
Molecule: messenger RNA, 1411 nt
Organism: Sarcophilus harrisii (Tasmanian devil)
Lineage: Eukaryota; Metazoa; Chordata; Mammalia; Dasyuromorphia; Dasyuridae
Gene: RP9
Product: RP9 pre-mRNA splicing factor
Exons: 7
Coding region: 126-761 (211 amino acids)
Biological process (GO): RNA splicing
Source: RefSeq, a predicted model, not a curated record